AUGGUCCGCGGAUCCGGUAAAUUCAAGCAAAAGCGCGGUGGUGGGCGGAACUUCAGCAAGAACAUGGUUCUUGACGAGAAUGGUACCGCUGUCUCUGUCGAUCGACAACGCCGACGGGGCGAGGACGAUGAAGAUGACUCCGACUCUUCUGCUGAGUCAUCUGAAGAGGAAGAAGAAUCCGAGGAGGAGUCUGAGGAGGAGGAGAAGCCCGAGCUCACGCGUCAAGAGCGACGGGAUCUGAAGAAGAAGCAGGCGCAGGCAAAGCAGAAGAAGGCGGAAGGCGAAACGACAGACCCUGAAGACGCGGACCUCAUCAAUCCCAACCAUGUCACCAAGAAGAUGAACAUUUCUGAUCUCGGCGCGCCCAGGGAGAUGAGCAGACGUGAAAGAGAGCAGAAGGAGAAGCAGGAGGCCAAGGACAAGUAUUGGAAGCUUCAUACUCAAGGGAAGACUGACCAGGCCAAAUCUGACCUUGCUCGUCUCGCAAAGAUCCGUGCGGACAGGGAAGCUGCAGAAGCCAAACGCAAAGCAGAGGCUGAAGCUAAGGCAGCGGAGAUCGAGGCGAAGAAGGUUGCACAGCAGACUGGUCGGCGGGCAUAG
Mycena indigotica is the source of this 600-nucleotide messenger RNA. Its product is annotated as PP28 domain-containing protein. The record is from RefSeq and is a predicted model, not a curated record. NCBI's taxonomy places the organism in Eukaryota, Fungi, Basidiomycota, Agaricomycetes, Agaricales, Mycenaceae. Gene Ontology annotation, cellular component: cytosol. Gene Ontology annotation, molecular function: RNA binding. The transcript has 6 exons. Bases 1 to 600 code for a protein of 199 amino acids.